AUGCAGUUGACACAUUUCUUUGCCGCUGGCUUUCUUGUAGCAUCGGCCUCAGCAUGGCCUGCUCACCUUCGUCGAGCUGCUGAUUGUGAAUUCUCCGUUGCUAUAGCUGAUAUUGGUACGACUUGUGAAAGCUUUGCAGCUAGCUGGCACCUGUCCGUCGACGAGCUCGAACGAUUGAAUCCCGGCAUCAAUUGUCCCGAUCUAGACUAUGACGGUCUGUACUGCGUGGUCGGCACCAACACUGACGAUCUGAAUACAACUACCACUCCCAUGGUUACCACGACGUCUACAAUGACCACUUCGGCAACCACUACCACCACCCCCUCCACGACUAUCAACUCCUCCGCAAGCACGAAUGCUUCAACCACCACCACGGCCAGUGAUGAUGUUGCCACCUCAUCUAUGUCUUCAGAUCUACCGGCAUCUACUGAUGCCGCUGAUUCGCUUAGAGUGCCGGUCGUCGUUGCUGGUAUUCUUGGGUGGGCCGCUUUGGUGUUGUAG
Messenger RNA from Alternaria arborescens, 501 nucleotides. RefSeq lists its product as hypothetical. Bases 1 to 501 code for a protein of 166 amino acids. The transcript is spliced from 2 exons. Lineage: Eukaryota; Fungi; Ascomycota; Dothideomycetes; Pleosporales; Pleosporaceae. The record is from RefSeq and is a predicted model, not a curated record.